Messenger RNA from Elgaria multicarinata webbii, 3064 nucleotides. It is a transcript of the gene CROT, whose product is annotated as carnitine O-octanoyltransferase. NCBI's taxonomy places the organism in Eukaryota, Metazoa, Chordata, Lepidosauria, Squamata, Anguidae. The record is from RefSeq and is a predicted model, not a curated record. The transcript is spliced from 17 exons. Gene Ontology annotation, cellular component: peroxisome. Gene Ontology annotation, molecular function: carnitine O-octanoyltransferase activity. The coding region runs from base 144 to 1982 and encodes 612 amino acids.
AAGCGAACACCCUCCUUCUGCUUUUUAGUCAGCUCCAGCCACUGUUGUGACCGGACUUUGAGGGCCGGGGAGCGGCUACGACCGCGCCGAGGCCUCAGAAACGAGCGACAAGCAAGCGAGGCCUGGGCUAUGAGAUCAACAUUAUGGAAAACCAAGUGACUGAUUCUUCUGAAGAGCGUACAUUUCAGCACCAGAGUUCUCUUCCUUCGUUGCCAGUUCCUGCUCUUGAUGAGUCUUUAAAGAAAUACCUUGAUUCAGUGAGACCUUUCCUAAAUCAAGAAGAAUAUCAAAGAACUCAGGAUAUAGUAAAAAGGUUUGAAAAUGGGAUUGGGAAGGAACUGCAGCAAAAACUGCUCGAAAGGGCUAAAGUGAAGAGGAAUUGGCUGGAGGAAUGGUGGCUGAAUGUGGCCUAUCUUGAUGCCCGUUUACCAACACAAAUCUAUUAUAAUUUUGGAGGGCCAGCCCCGUACAUUGAACAUUACUGGCCACAGAAAGAAGGGACACAAAUAGAAAGAGGAUCCAUAAAUACAUGGCAUACCUUGAAAUUCUGGGAACUAUUGAGAACAGAAAAGUUGCCUGUACAUAAAUCUGGUAAUAUUCCUCUGGACAUGGACCAGUUCCGAAUGCUGUUUUGCACCUGCAAGGUUCCAGGAAUUACACAAGAUUCCAUUGCCAGUUAUUUCAGGACAGAGAGUGAAGGUGAAUGCCCAUCUCAUCUGGUAGCUCUGUGUCGAGGUCGCAUUUUUGCAUUUGAUGCUGUGCAUGAUGGUCAUAUCUUGAGCCCACCAGAGAUUAUGAGGCAACUUUCCUACAUCCAGAAGAGGUGCCACAAUGAACCUGAGGGGCCAGGAUUGGCUGCCUUAACAACUGAGGAAAGAACCCCGUGGGCAAAGACACAUGACUAUCUGAUCAACCUUGAUCCAAAGAACCUGUCCCUGUUGGAAAAAAUACAGAGCAGCUUGUUUACAGUGUGCCUAGAGGAAGCAAGUCCUCAGGCUAACCCUGAAGAUUAUACAGAGGUCACCAGGUUGUCGCUAGCGGGAGAUCCGACGCUGCGCUGGGGAGACAAAUCCUAUAACUGCAUUACAUUCUCAAAUGGAACAAUUGGCUCAAACUGUGAUCAUUCCCCUUUUGAUGCCAUGGUUUUGGUCGUCCUCUGUUCUUUCAUUGAUUCCAAAAUCAUUGAAACAGAGGGAAGAUGGAAGGGAUCAGACAAAGUGCGUGAUAUCCCUUGGCCAGAGGAACUUGUCUUCAGGUUGGAUCAAAAAGUGCUAAAAGACAUUGCUCAUGCGAAGGAGAAGUAUAACAAGCAGGCAUCCGACAUACAAUUGGUGAAUUAUGCCUUUACAUCCUUCGGCAAAGCAUUAAUCAAGAAACAGCGGCUUCAUCCUGAUACAUUUGUUCAGCUUGCUCUCCAGCUAGCUUAUUAUAAACGUCAUGGACACCCAGGUUGCUGUUAUGAAACUGCUAUGACCAGACGUUUUUAUCAUGGCCGGACAGAGACUAUGAGACCGUGCACUGUGGAAGCAGUUGAAUGGUGUAAAUCCAUGCUAGAUCCAGCCUUUGCUCCCAGCCAACGAAAACAACUUAUGCUGAAGGCAUUUGCAAAGCACAAUAAACUGAUGAAAGAGUGUGAGAAUGGAAGAGGAUUUGACCGUCAUCUUUUAGGCCUCAUGCUUCUGUCCAAAGAGCACAGCCUUCCUAUGCCAGAGCUCUUCUUAGAUCCUGCUUUCACUAGAAGCGGGGGAGGCGGAAACUUUUUGCUUUCGACUAGCCUGGUUGGCUACACCAGAGUUGGGGGAGCUGUCGUUCCAAUGGUGCACGACGGUUAUGGCUUUUUCUAUAGAAUUAGAGAUGACAGGAUUGUUGUGUCCUGUACCGCCUGGAAUUCGUGCCCAGAAACAGAUGCAGAAAAUCUGUGUAAGAUUCUAUUCCAGUCUUUCCAGGAUAUUGUCAAAUUGAUGACCACAGCCCAGCUGUAGAAAAGAUACUGAAAUUAUGGUGCCUUUAAUCUAUAUAUGUGCAUUAUCAUAUAUACAGAACACUUGAGGAAUGACCGUAUUGGUCAAGGAGAGUGUUUAGUGAUAGUUCACAACAUAGGCUAGGCAGGAAUAAUACAAAACCUUUUAAAUGAGAUUUACUGCAAUAACAAUGCAAUUUUCCUUGAAGACGUUUGCAACAGAAAUGCAAAACAUGACAAAUUCUCAGUAGAAACUAUGCAAUCUUAAACUAAGCCUCAGCAAUGCAAGCAUGAUUGAAUUAGUGGGAGUUUAGAAAACAGUUUAGCCUAAUUGUUUUUAUGACCUUCUUAGUGAUAGAGGUACAGGAAGAUUCUAUUCAAAUGACCCUGGUUUAUAUCAGUGGUGCAUAUACUGUGUAUCUUAGAGCAGCAUUUGCAGGAAUAAUGGAUCAUGCUUCUUCUCUAAAGGAGAUGCUUACCCUGUUUCCCCGAAAAUAAGACAGUGUCUUAUAUUAAUUUUUGCUCCCAAAGAUGCGCUAAGUCUUAUUUUCAGGGGAUGUCUUAUUUUUCCAUGAAGAAGAAUACGGUACACAUUUAUUGUUGAACAAAAAAAAAAGGUCUUAUUUUUGGGGGGAUGCCUUAUAUUACAGCGAGAGGCAAAACUGGAAGUAGGUCUUAUUUUGGGGGGAUGUCUUACUUUCGGGGAAACAGGGUAUCAUGACCUUUAGCAUUUCUAGCUUCUAAAGUAAUCAAGAAAGGUGUUGGAAUACCUGGAAUUAUUGAUUUUUGUACUUUUUAGCUGCUGUCCUUUAUAUAAUGCAAAUUUUGUAACUCAGAGGCUAUUCUCUAAACAAAAGCUUUGGAUUGUGAUAACUUGAGAAACCUGUUUUAAAUUUUGUUUUUAUCUUCCAAACAAAGAGCAGAAAGUGAAACCUUAACUGAAAGUUUACAAUAUAUAAUGUGGAAGUUAGAAACUGCUGCUUCAUGUGUGUAGCUCAACAAGAUUCUCAGGACUGCAGACUUCCUUGGCAUCUUAAAAGGAGGGAUUUGUUUUUAUCAACAAUGUAUUUUCUUCUCUUUGAAAUAAAGCCACCUUAAAGACCA